This is a messenger RNA of Melitaea cinxia (Glanville fritillary), 4545 nucleotides long. RefSeq lists its product as uncharacterized. The transcript is spliced from 12 exons. The record is from RefSeq and is a predicted model, not a curated record. NCBI's taxonomy places the organism in Eukaryota, Metazoa, Arthropoda, Insecta, Lepidoptera, Nymphalidae. Gene Ontology annotation, cellular component: meiotic nuclear membrane microtubule tethering complex; nuclear envelope. Gene Ontology annotation, biological process: nuclear envelope organization. Gene Ontology annotation, molecular function: protein-membrane adaptor activity. Bases 203 to 2599 code for a protein of 798 amino acids.
AUUGUGUGAGACAAGACGUAACGUUACAUUUUGGCGGCAUUGCUCUAAGCCACAGAAAUAGAUUUCUUGUGCAAUAAUCGGCAUGUACUAGUCCGUUUUUAAUUUACAUUUGAACUUGUGCAGAGCGCUGGAUUUACUUAAGGUGUUUAAACAUGCGGAAGUGAUUGUGUUAUAAUUUAAAUAGUGUGAAUAUAUUCUAAUAAUGGAGAACCCGACGGUUAGCGAAUUGAGGUCAAGGUCCCGGUCGAAAACACCCUUCUUACGUUCCAGUUGCGACCGUGAGAACUGUACUGAGGGUGAAGAACACGUACACCAUAAAUCUGGAAGGAAAACUCCUAUAAAAAGGAGUACUCCGAUCAAACAAAUUGAAAAGACGGUGGAAAUGGUACAGGAGGUAGAAGAAGAAUCCCCCCCGGCGCACCGCACAAGACAUUCAACGCGACAGUCGGAAAAGCUCAUAAAAACAUCUGAUUACUCCUCAGAAGAAAGCUUAGACAGACUAAGGGGACACAGAAAAGAAAUUUACCAGAACGAGAUCAAUAGUCAGUAUGAGCGCGUGUCAACGAGCUCGCAACUGUUCAGCACGCUCGCCGACGUCACACUCAGCCCCAUUCACACGUCGCAUAACGUGACGCAAGACAGGUCGACUCGUUUCAGCAGCCCUGCGUACAGCGCGUGCUCUACGGAUAGCUCGUUCGCUGAACAAGCGUUGGCCGACGCUAGCGUUCUGCUCGACCGCGAACCUACCACCGACCACCUUCCCUACCGUCUGUACAAGAUGGCUGGAGAGUACUGGAAUAAAUACCCCAAAACGGACUACACAUAUUCGCCGCUGUCGCGCGACCGAGUGGAGCUGGCUCCAGGGCAAGUCGCGGUGCCGAACAUGUCUAGACGUUCCCUAUCCCAGUUCCGGAUCCAAGGUCCAAACACAGUCGACGAACCGGAUAUACCCGCGACUACCGUGUGGAAAACUAGCUCCGUCCGAAAGAGGUUCACCGCGAUAGACAGCUCAGAUGACGAAUCGUACAUCCGUAACGGUGCCUACAAGAGAGCUGAUGAUCGGUGGUGGAUCACUCGACUAGUAUCUGCUAUUGUGGCUACUAUUACGACUACCACUAGCAACGCUUAUAGAAAAGUUGUUGGACCGUCCCAUCGAUACCCAUACACUGAUAGAAGACCAGCAAGAAGUGGACUUGUUUCACGAACAGCAUCUGUAGCUACCGCACCUUUCCUUUGGAUCUACACCAUUAUAAAGACCAUCGUUACAACUGUCACUGAAACUAUAACAUCGAGCCAAUCAGAUCAAAAUGAGAAGUUUGUGGGAAGGUACAAAGAGAAAGCCGUUGUUAAACGACGUUUGUGGCCGUGGUUACUGCUGCUGUUGUUGCCAUCGCUCGGAUAUGGCUAUUACAGCUACAAAGAGAAUAUUCCCAAUGUUAAUUUUAACAUUUUCGCUAAGGACAAUAUCGUCGAUACUUAUAAACCUCCAGAGAUAGUUCAAGAUACUGAUUUGUCGAAACGCGUCGCUGCUCUAGAGAAUUGGGCGUUAAACGUCGACACGCGUCUCAAAUUCUUCGACCAAAAACUGUCAAAGUUCGACAAUCUAGAAGCUCAAAUCGAGCAGUAUUCGUUCAGACACAUGCAGCAAAAUCUCGUAACUAUUUUAAGUAAUAACGACAACAGUGACGCAAUAGCCGCCAAGUUGAAGCAACACUUCGACAAGAGCUACGUUACAAAUGAACAAUUGCAAUUAAUGAGUCAAGAGAUACACGAACGGUUAAUUAGUUCCUGGAAACCAGAAAUUAAUGAGGAUAGUAUACGUCGAAUAGUGCAAGAGUAUCUAUUGUCAAUAGAGAGGCGACAAAUGGAGGUGAUUGUAGAAAAAGUUAAGGAAUAUAUAAGGGAAGUUGAAACCCGACCAGUAGAAGUUAGGACUGAAGUGGACUAUGAGGCUAUAAAGAAGUUGGUGGCUGGCAUGCUUGAAGUUUAUGACGCUGAUAAGACAGGAUUAGUUGACUACGCUUUGGAAUCCGCUGGGGGUCAAGUGAUCUCGACCAAGUGCACGGAGCUAUACCAGAUCAAGACGAAGCAGUACUCGGUGCUGGGGCUGCCGGUGUGGUGGGUGUACACGUCGCCGCGGUACGCGCUGUCGCCCGGGGCCAUGCCGGCCGAGUGCUGGGCCUUCCAGGGCUUCCCGGGCUACUUGGUAAUAAGGACAUACGCGAUUAUCGAAGUUACUGGUUUCUCCCUGGAACACAUGUCCAGGCUGCUAGCAGUUGAGGGGAAAAUCGAAUCAGCACCUAAAAACUUCUCUGUCUACGGUUUGCACGGUGAAAUGGACCCAGAUCCUCAUCUAUUUGGUGAAUAUAUGUACGAUGCAAACGGCACAUCAAUACAGUACUUCCCUGUGAAAUAUCCCAAGACGAUAAACAUAGACGGAGUAGAAUAUCCAGUAGCAUAUGACAUAAUUGAACUGAGGGUUGAAAGUAAUCACGGGAACCCUACAUACACCUGUGUCUACAGAUUUAGGGUACAUGGGAACCCUCUCAGUGACAUACGUAAAGCGACAGAAGACAGCAUAAGAGAUAGUGAAUCUUAACAAAAACUUUAUGGAAAACAAUCUGACGUGUGUGCUUGUGUGUUAUAAGAGUGUUAAGAACAUCUGAAAUCAAUUAGUGUCCAAUGAAUUUUUUAAACUAUUCAGUAUGUUAACUAAAUGUGGCCUUAAACUACAGUUAAUUUUAGAAGUCUGAAGUACAAAAUGUGUUGUCUGUAUAAUAAUAUUUAUGUAAUAGUAACUUAGACUGAGAUUUGUGCAAUGAACUGACAAAAUACCAACAUUCGAUUCUAUAACUACUCGACUUACACAACUUUCUAUGACUAAAUUUUUAAAUUGAUGUGUUGUAUAUUUACUUGUGUUACAAUUUAUAGUUGUUUCAAAUGCAUAAAUCUCAUAACAUAUAAUAUUAGACUAUUUCUUUGAAUCUGUUGAAGACCCGCACAACACCAGUUAAUACGCUUAGUUGUUCUGAGUACUUUAUAUUGAUAUAUGUAUGUAGGUUUUAUUAUUUUAAGUUUUGAUUCAAAUUAAGUUCUUAUUAGUUAUAUUUUAAUGUUUUAACAACAAGGAUCUAUAAGUCUAUUACACGAAGUUCAUAAUCACCACAAGUUUAUAAGUAUGUUUUUAAAGCUAUCAAUAAUUGACAGGUAAAAAAUAAUCAUGCACUAAAUAACACUUAAAAAAUAUACCAUUUGUUCCUACAACCACUCAGUUUAUUGACAAACCCAAUACUGGUAAUAAAAAAAAUAAUUUGUUCUGAUCGUAUUUUAGGCUUGUCGAUCCUUAAUUUAUUUAAAUUAGGCUUAAUGAAGGAGCUAGUCCAGUUAGACGUUAGUAAAUUUUAUGGCAACUUAAUUUUUAACGUUUUUUGUUUGUCUCAAACUAACAUAGUUUUAAAAUGAACCCAACGUCAGUGCUGACUUGAAAAUCUUGAAUAUAAAUUAAGUAUACUUUUAAGUUCGUAGUUGAGUUGCUUUUGCACAAAUCAACAAUCAUUUUUUGCAAUAUUUUUUUGCUUUUUUCACAUUCCUUUCAAUUUUUUGUGAUCCAACACGUGGCUAUUUCUAUGUUUGAAAAACUUACGUAAUUGGAAUCAUAUACAUAUAUAUUUUUUAACUAUACUUUGAUAAUGUUUUUUUUUUGUGUUUUAUAAAUUUAACCAGUAUAGUUUGGUUUUUAUAAAUGCAUGAAAACAAUUCAACCAACAAGAACAAGCAAUUCCAAAGAACAACAGCAAUCGACUCUUAUUUUGACGUUUUGUUUUAUUAUUGCAAAUUUUAUGUAUAUAAAGCUGCGCUUAUAAUAUAUUUAUAUUUACCAAAAUACAUAAAUUAAUUGCACUUUUAUUACAUUUAUAAUUUUUUUAAGUUUGAAAAUUGGUAACAUACACACAGCUUACAGUUUCUAAACCGUCUAAUUUGUAAAGUCAAUAUUAGAAAUUCUGAAAUAUUUUCAUUUAUAAUUCUACGCUCUUAAGCAAACUAAAAUUGUCUUCAAAAACAAAUCAAGUAAAGUUUUCGAAGAACCCUAUUUAUGAAUUUUUAUGUAGUUCAUUCAUAUAUCGUUAAUUUAAACCUAAUUAGUUACCACUUUUAAUGUUUUCAAUAACCUCACAUUUUAAACAUUUUUGUAACAGAAUUUUAAUCAUCGUCUAAUUAACAAUGACAGCUAUAAAACUAUUUUUAACUAUUUAUUAUAUAACGUGUGAAUUAUAAGGUAAGGGGUAACUUCUAAAGUAGUGACUUGAUGUCGACAAAGUAUUAAAUAAAAAAUUUACACAGAAGUUUUCAGUUGAUAAAUUUUGAAAAAUUAUACAGUACAUUGCUUGCUUCGUUUACUAACCAUGAUAUUUUUUCUAAACAUAUUUGUCGAUAUUUAUUUUAAACCUCACUAUUUUAUACUGAAAUAUCCAAGAAAUUGUAUCUGUAAAAAUACUUUUAAUUAUGUCGAAAUAUUUGUGAUGUUCGUAAUAAAAUCCAAAACUA